Molecule: messenger RNA, 719 nt
Organism: Stegastes partitus (bicolor damselfish)
Lineage: Eukaryota; Metazoa; Chordata; Actinopteri; Pomacentridae
Gene: cript
Product: cysteine-rich PDZ-binding protein
Exons: 5
Coding region: 112-417 (101 amino acids)
Biological process (GO): cytoplasmic microtubule organization
Cellular component (GO): dendrite
Molecular function (GO): PDZ domain binding; microtubule binding
Source: RefSeq, a predicted model, not a curated record
GAUUGUGAGAAACCGGAAGAAACAAAGGUUUACGUUUGUCAACGCGAGCAAGCUAAAGCUAGCUGACGUUUUUCUUUUUCGUUUGCCCGUUUAAAGAAUCGCAGAGGAAAGAUGGUUUGUGAAAAGUGCGAGAAGAAGCUCGGCAGAGUCAUCACUCCUGACACCUGGAAGGAUGGAGCACGAAAUACAACAGAGAGCGGUGGACGUAAGCUGAAUGAAAACAAGAUGUUGACUUCAAAGAAAGCCCGGUUUGACCCUUACAGCAAGACAGGAUUUGCUACCUGCAGGAUCUGCAAGAGCUCAGUUCAUCAGUCUGGAUCACACUACUGCCAGGGCUGCGCUUACAAGAAAGGAAUCUGUGCCAUGUGUGGAAAGAAAGUGCUGGACACCAAGAACUACAAGCAGACGUCUGUGUGACGGCUCUGCUGGUGAACAAACAGAGACUGUGAAAGAGAGAGAUGUGGAGAUGGUUUGUCCUCUUACUUUAUCCUAUAAUGCUGCUGGGUAAUACAGCAGCCGUACACAGACGAGCCGGGCCGUCUCCGAACACACCGCCAGUUAUCACUCGCUCCUCAAGUCAAGCCUUCCAGAUUUUUUGUGUAUUUUAAAUUCAGUACUUAGACUUGUGUUCUUUCCUUUUUGCAGCACAUUGAUUUCUGUAUGUAAUAUAUCCUGCGUUGUAUUUUUGAGUGAAUUAAAGCUUCCAAUAUGAGAAAGUU